AUGGCAGCUGUCAUCGAAGAUCUUGUGCGGAAGGAGUCCCAUCGGCAGAUGGCAAAAGUCUAUGAAUCUUUGGGUUUGUCACGGAUGCUUUGGCCGAACAGCACAUCAGGAAACAUAUACGACAUGUACCUCAUCGUCGUGCUCACAGCAAGGAAUUUGACCAUGGCAGAGCCACAGAAGAACAGGCGGCGCCUGGUAGCAUUUCAGCAGCGCUUCGCUGGUUACGCUGAAAUGCAUGGUUGGCUUCAGGAUCUAGGGACGAGGUACACUCUUCCAGACAUCGAAGAGCAUGGUGGCAUCAGCUUCUCUGUCAUGAGUCGGGUGGCUGAAGCGUUUGGCGAUGAAUUUCCCCACUUCAAUGACAAGGAGUGCAAUGACUUGAAGACCACUUUGAUGAAGAUGGAGGGUGGCAGUCGCAAACCAGGCAGAAUUCCAUUGUCCGACUUCUACAACAGCAGCAGGUACAGACACUGGAAGUUUACUGAGAAUCCAGAGUACCUGCGUGACCUGGGGGCGUUGGAUGAAUCCGAUGCACAGCGGAAAUAUGUCAUCUUGGCAAAUUACAUCAGCAGUUUCAACAAUUGCAUUCGCGCUGAUGGCCUUUAUGCAAUUUGCUGCCAAAGCCCUUGUGAGCGACUCAUGCACACACUUGAAGAACAGGUGGCUGCACCUGCGGCAGACUCUGCAACUCUAGCAGCGCUAGUUGCAAACCUCUCCACGGACACGGUGCCUGUCAGAGACAAAUUGGACACCAAAUUGCUGGAGCGUUUGGAUGGCAUAGCAGAGCAGAGUGGACAAAGCAAACUAGUACCACUUCAUGGCCGUCUCUUUGCUUUGUGGAUGCAUCACGCCUUUCCUCGCGAAUGUCCAUAUCCGCAUAAGGUGGGUACCACAAAUCCUCAAACACCAGAUGAGUGGAUGAAGAGCAAUGGGCGUAGCACGCAAGUCUCGCAGGAACAGAUUGCGAGAAUAGUGCAAGAUUCCUGUCCGGCUGGGAUCUGGGAGGAUUUGCCAUCUCAUUGUGAGAUAGAAAACGAUGAGCUUCCAUGGAGCAAUUAUGAAGAUCGAGAGACACUUUUGAGCAGCUCGCUCCAUGAUUUCCGAGGUUCGAUUCUGAGAUCUAAACCUGAAGGGAAUUGA
Messenger RNA from Durusdinium trenchii, 1140 nucleotides. The record is from the annotation of a GenBank genome assembly. Lineage: Eukaryota; Dinophyceae; Suessiales; Symbiodiniaceae.